Messenger RNA from Perognathus longimembris pacificus (Pacific pocket mouse), 1233 nucleotides. RefSeq names its product atypical chemokine receptor 2 (gene Ackr2). Bases 63 to 1220 code for a protein of 385 amino acids. Gene Ontology annotation, cellular component: membrane. Gene Ontology annotation, biological process: immune response; G protein-coupled receptor signaling pathway; chemotaxis. NCBI's taxonomy places the organism in Eukaryota, Metazoa, Chordata, Mammalia, Rodentia, Heteromyidae. Gene Ontology annotation, molecular function: scavenger receptor activity; chemokine receptor activity; chemokine binding. The transcript is spliced from 2 exons. The record is from RefSeq and is a predicted model, not a curated record.
CUGGCUGUGGUGGAUGCUGCAAGUAAGUUUACUGACUCUGGAGAAUUUCCAAUCUUCUCAACAUGGCCUCCACCAUUUCCCCUCUGCCACUCACCUCCAACGACUUCACCUCCUCAAAUCAUUCCUUCUACGACGAUGACUACUAUGAUGGCAUAGAGUUCUUGCUCUGCAGGAAAGAAGACGUCCAGUCUUUUGCUAGAAUCUUCCUCCCACUCAUCUACACCCUGAUCUUCGUGCUAGGCUUGGGUGGGAAUCUUCUCCUCCUGGUGGUGUUGCUUCGUUAUAUGCCCCGAAGGCGAACGACAGAAAUCUACCUGAUCAAUUUGGCCAUCUCCAAUCUGUGCUUUGUGGUGACACUGCCUUUCUGGGCUAUUUCGGUGGCUUGGCACUGGGUCUUUGGAAAUGGGAUGUGCAAAUUGGUGAGCACCCUCUACACUAUUAAUUUUUACAGUGGCAUCUUUUUUCUUAGCUGCAUGAGCCUGGACAAAUAUUUGGAAAUUGUCCACGCUCAGCCCAGACACAGGCUGAGAACCCCAGGUAAGAGCCUGCUCCUGGUUGCCAUGGUGUGGAUUGUGUCUGUGGCCAUUUCUAUCCCAGAUAUGGUCUUUAUGAAGAUAACGGAGGAACCCCCACAUGGGUGGAACUGUUAUGCAGAUUUUGGGGGCCAUGGAACCAUCUGGAAACUUUUCCUCCGAUUCCAGCAGAACCUACUGGGGUUUCUCCUUCCCUUCUGCCUCAUGAGUUUUUUCUACAUACGGAUUGGUUGCGUUCUGAUGCAAUGGAAGUUUCCAGGCCAAGGUUGGGCUCUGAGAAUGACUGUCGGCCUGGUGGUAGCUUUCUUCCUCCUGUGGUUCCCAUACAACCUGACCUUGUUUUUGCACUCCUUGCUUGAUCUCCACGUGUUCGGGAACUGCAUGACCAGCACACGUCUGGAUUACGCCAUGCAAGUGACAGAGAGCUUCGCGUUCUUCCAUUGCUGUGUGACCCCCAUUCUCUAUACCUUCUCCAGUCGCCGCUUCCGCCGGUAUCUGAAGACCUUCCUGGCUACAGUUCUCAAGGGGUCCCUGGCAUCGGAGGACUCUGCUCCCACCUCCCCAUCCACCUGUUCUGGCAGUAGCAGGCACACAGCCCAGGAAGAAAUGAUCACCUUGGAUGACAUUGAAAAGAGACAGGUGGAAAGCUCCCUUCACAGGGUAGAGGGGAGACUUGGGGAACCAUGAAGCUGGAGUGGCU